GCAUCAGACAAUAUCACUGAAUGUGCGGACAUCCUUAGCCUUAGAGCUUUAUGUUGUUUCGACUCGGCGGCGCCACCAGUAUACUACACGGUCGUGGAAAAAGUCUCUUAGCCUUCUCCCUCCUCCCACUUGUCACACAAUUAUACACUAUGUACUCUCAGUCCUCUCAAUGAAACUCUCUCUCUCAUCCACAAAUUUCACAGGAACCAAUACUCCAACUAAAAACAAGGAGACUACUGGUGCCUCUUAUUGUUAUUAUUAUUAUCACCAUUUGUUUUUUUAACACCAUACAACUCAACACCACCUUUCACUACAAUAACAAACUCCUCUUCAUCUCUCUUCCAUUAUCACAAUAUAUACUACUAUCUCUCUCUUUGUUUCUUUACUAUAAAAAUUUGAAGACGAUUUGUUUUUGUAUAUUUAUUUAAUAAAUAGAUAUAUAUUAAUCGAUAGAUGUAUGCAUGGCUUUGAUUGUGGACAAGCAACAACAACAAACAAACUUGAAGCACUUCUGUAGAAUUUGCAAGAAAGGUUUUGGGUGUGGGAGAGCAUUGGGAGGGCACAUGAGAGCUCACGGAAUAGGCGACGAGAGCAGCCACCUGGACGAAGAUGACGCCGCUAGCGAUUGGGAGGAGAAGCUUGCCUUGGGCGACAUUCCGGCUACCAACAAGCGAAUGUAUGCCUUGAGAACCAACCCUAACAGGCUGCGGAGUUGCCGGGCCUGUGAGAAUUGCGGCAAGGAAUUCAUGUCAUGGAAAUCUUUUCUUGAGCACGGUAAAUGUAGCUCCGAAGAUGCCGAGUCUCUCCUAUCUUCACCAGAGUCCGACGGUGAUGAAACGGGCCGAGGGAGGGGCUGCAAUUGGUCAAAAAGAAAAAGAUCAUUCAGAGCAAAAGUUGGGAAUUUGGUAAUAAAUAACUCCUCUCAUAUUUGUCCUUCUAGUGAGGAUGAAGACUUAGCCAAUUGCUUGAUGAUGUUAUCGAAUGCUGCUGUUUAUCCUUUAACGGCCGCUGAGCCGGAGGAGUCUUGUGCUUCGGCAAGCAGAGAAGAAGAGCAAAUUCGAAGAAACACCAUCAGCUUCAACAUUGCACCAAUAUCAUUUAGGCUUCCGGUUGAGAAUAAUCGCAAUCUUAAUAAUAGUAACAUCAAAGCCAAAGCAGUAGCCAAAGGUAAUUUGUUCGAGUGCAAGGCAUGCAAAAAAGUCUUCAAUUCCCACCAAGCUUUAGGCGGACAUAGAGCCAGUCACAAGAAAGUGAAAGGCUGUUUCGCUGCCCGGCUAGACAACGUCCAACUGGAUGAUAGCCUUCCCUCCGUCAUGGCCGAUGAUGAUGCUAUCACCCAGGACGAAUUUUUCCCUACCAAAUCAAAUUCAACCUUACAAUUGGAUCAUCACCACCGCUCCAAUUCCCCAAUAGCCUCCACAUCCAAACGAAAAUCAAAGGUUCAUGAGUGUUCCAUAUGUCACCGAAUUUUCUCUUCCGGACAAGCUUUAGGAGGCCAUAAAAGGUGCCAUUGGAUCACAUCCAACACUACUGCUGCAGCGGACACUUCAGCGGCUUUGUCUAAGUUCCAACAGUUUCAAGAAAGCAUGGAACUACAAAUUCAUCAUCAUCAAAGCCGGCUAAGGAGACCCAAGUUCGAGGGUAAUGCUGAUGAUAAUGAUAAAGAUGAAGCCCUUGAUUUGAAACUGGACCUCAAUUUGCCGGCACCAGGGGGUGGUGAUAUGGCAAGAUCAGCUAGAACAGAUCAUCACCAUGGGAUCAGUAGAGCGGUAGUAGUACCAAGCUUUGAGAUGUCAACAGAGAUUUACCUGCAGCCGUGGAUGGGGCCAGCGAAAGACGAUCAUCAAGAAGAUAAUCAUCAUCAACACCAUAGAGAAGUUGACAAUUACGUGAUUAACAAGGAAGAACACAACAACAACAACAACAACAACAACGACAACAGUAAUAACAUCAUUAUUAACACAAACAACAACAACAACAAUACUACUAGUAAUGGAACUUAUACUAUGCAGAAUAAUAUUAUGGUGGAAGAUGAAGCUGACAGUAAGGUGAAAUUAGCAAAGCUAAGUGAGCUUAAGGAUAUUAACGUUAAUGAGGGUUCCUCUCCCUGGUUGCAGGUAGGGAUUGGUUCAACGAUUGAUGUUGUUGGAGUUGGCCCUUAAUUAAAAGUGAGGACUUUUCUCCAUUU
Messenger RNA from Cannabis sativa, 2188 nucleotides. RefSeq names its product zinc finger protein ZAT4-like. The coding region runs from base 462 to 2162 and encodes 566 amino acids. The transcript has a single exon. Lineage: Eukaryota; Viridiplantae; Streptophyta; Magnoliopsida; Rosales; Cannabaceae. The record is from RefSeq and is a predicted model, not a curated record.